This is a messenger RNA of Parastagonospora nodorum SN15, 2319 nucleotides long. RefSeq lists its product as hypothetical. Bases 1 to 2160 code for a protein of 719 amino acids. Gene Ontology annotation, molecular function: serine-type endopeptidase activity. The record is from RefSeq and is a predicted model, not a curated record. Gene Ontology annotation, biological process: proteolysis. NCBI's taxonomy places the organism in Eukaryota, Fungi, Ascomycota, Dothideomycetes, Pleosporales, Phaeosphaeriaceae. The transcript has 4 exons.
AUGGCGAUGAAAUGUGUAGCUUUGGCCGCUGGCCUCCUUCUAGGGUCCGUGCAGGCUAUCACGACGGAGGGCAUGCUUGCUGCCCCGAGACGAAGCACCGGCAUCUUGAAUGCCAAGGGAGAUAAAGCAUUGUUUUCUGAGGCAAAGUACAACUGGACAACUGCCAAGACAACAACGACCUGGCACUUCAUCGACACCAAAACCGGCAACAUCACCAAAGCUCCUUUCAACAGCGCUGUCUCUGAAGUUGUCUGGGUUGGCGAUAGCGACGACAGUAUCCUCUACAUUAAUGCCACAAACGAGGCCAUUCCUGGAGGUGUGACUUUGUACACUGCGGAUCUCAGCGCUUCCACCUUUUCACCAAAACUUGUUGCAUCUCUCGGUGCGCCGUUUGCUGGCCUCAAGGCUGCAAAGACCGAAUCGGGCGAUAUCAACUUCGUCGUCAACACUUUGGCAUACGGAAACAAUGGAUCUGCUUACAAUCCCCAGCUUGCAUCAAAGCAAAAGAGUCUGGGUCAGCUGUACUCUUCUAACUUCGUACGUCACUGGAACUACUACAUUACACAAGAGCGAUACUCGGUCUUUUCUGGAUGUUUGGCUGGUGGAAACGGUAGCUACGCGUUCACUGGAGAGAUGAAGAACUUGCUCAAUGGCAUGAACUACACCGUCACCCGUCCCGAAAGCCCCGUUCAAGGCUCCUCAAGUGACCCUGGCGACUACGACCUAUCCCCUGACGGUAGCACGGUUGCUUUCCGCACGAAAGCACCGGAGCUCGCCAAGGCAAACUACACUGCCAGUUACAUCUACAUUGUUCCACACGAUGGUUCUCAAGUUGCUGUGCCCAUAAACGGCCCCGGAACUACUGCACCUGAGACCGCUCAGGGUGCGUCUGGCUACCCCACGUGGUCGCAUGACAGCAAGAAGAUUGCUUAUGGCCAGCAAGAUGGCAUUUUCUACGAAUCUGACCGAUACAAGCUCUACAUCGCCGAGAUUGAUGGCCUGAACUCCAAGAUACGCUCUGUUGCAGAAGAUUGGGACUCGGCGCCCUCAGGUCUCUCAUGGAGCCCCGACGAUUCUGACCUCUGGGUGAUUUCAGAGCUACAUGCGUCUGUUCGCUUGUGGAUCAUCCCUCAGGAUGCCGCGGCAGACUUCAAGCCCGUAAACAUCACUGGACCAGACACAACUCUGUCUGACUUUGCUGUGUUGCCAGACGGCUCUGCUUUCGUCUCUGCCGCCUCAAGCUGGAGCAGUCGUAUCUUCUACAGUCAGCAGCCCGGUCAGGACAAGAAGAUCUUGUUCACUGCAAAUGAAGUCGACCCCGAGCUGAAGGGCCUAGGGCCUCAAGACGUGUCCAACUUUUGGGUAAAGAACGACGAUGGCGAUGACAUCCAAACUUUCGUGUUUUACCCCACCGGCUUUGAUCCUAGUAAGAAGUACCCGCUUGCCUUUGUUGUCCACGGCGGACCUCAAAGCUCUCAAGGUGAUGCCUGGUCAGUACGCUGGAAUCUGCGAUUGUGGGCCGAUCAAGGCUUCAUCGUGACAACCACACAAUUCACCGGAACAGCCAGCUACGGCCAGAACUUCACCGACAAGAUCCAAAACAACUGGGGCGGCACCCCCUACACCGACCUCGUCAAGGUCUUCGAGCACAUGCGCGACAACAUCUCCUACAUCGACACCACGCGCGCCAUCGCCGCCGGCGCCUCCUUCGGCUGCUACAUGAUGAACUGGAUCCAGGGCCAUGCGCUCGGCCGCGAGUUCAAAGCGCUCGUGUGCCACGACGGCAAAAUGACAAACGUGGGCUCCUACGCCACCGACGAGAUCUGGUUUAUCCAGCGCGACAACAACGGCACGAUUUGGAACGACCGUGCCAACUACGAGAAAUGGGACCCCUUGUUCCACGCAGCCAACUUCAGCACGCCCGAGUUUGUCGUGGGCAAUGAUCUCGACUUCCGCGUGGUUAUCAGCGAGCCGUUGCAGACGUUUAAUGUCCUCCAGACCAUGGGCGUGCCGAGUCGAUUCUUGCAUUUCCCGGAUGAGGGGCAUUGGGUUACGAAGAGGGAGAAUAGUAUGCUGUGGCAUGGUGCGAUAUUUAAUUGGAUCAAGUAUUGGGUGGGCUUGGAGGAGGAGCUUAUGACUGAUGGCGUGAUUACGCAGUAGGUGUGAAGCAGGUGGCUUGGAAUGAGACGCAUGUAAUGUAAUGCCGAGUGCGACUGUUGCGUGAAGAUGAGAUUUGAGAAUGGCAUGUAUCAAUCGCUUUGAGGUCCACCACGCCAGGAGGAUACAUACAUAUAUCAAUCAGCUUUGCACAUCUCACAA